Amphibalanus amphitrite is the source of this 3753-nucleotide messenger RNA. RefSeq names its product voltage-gated potassium channel subunit beta-2-like (gene Hk). Gene Ontology annotation, biological process: potassium ion transport; regulation of potassium ion transmembrane transport. The transcript has 12 exons. Gene Ontology annotation, molecular function: voltage-gated potassium channel activity; transmembrane transporter binding; potassium channel regulator activity. Bases 345 to 1748 code for a protein of 467 amino acids. NCBI's taxonomy places the organism in Eukaryota, Metazoa, Arthropoda, Thecostraca, Balanomorpha, Balanidae. Gene Ontology annotation, cellular component: cytoplasm; voltage-gated potassium channel complex. The record is from RefSeq and is a predicted model, not a curated record.
GGCCCGCGGGCGUCUGGAGCGACGUUGGCGCCGCCUCAAGUUUGGAUGUAAAUAUAGCGGCAGUGGGAGAGCCGAACAACAUGCGCCGAGGUUGGCGUGCUUAGGGCCGCCGGCCAUCGUCGAACGCUAGUUAGGCGUCGACGUCGUCCUGGCGGCGGCGGUGACCGGCCCGGUUAUAGUGAGCGGUCCUGGCGCUGUGGAAUGCCGGGGAACGUGAGGACUGGGGUGAACAGUGGUACCGGUCUCAGGCGCAGACGGUAGCGACGGCGGCUGCAAUGUGGCCUUGAGGAGCUCACUCGAGUUGGAGAGAGCUCAGAGGCAGCAGCGACCCGCUCCGAGAAGUAAUGGCGCACCAGUUCUGGUUUGGAAUAAACAGUCCGCCGUGGGCAAGGAAUUCUAAAAACCAGGAGAACCGUCGGACUUCGAAUAUGACAGAUGACAGCGACUCCGUCAAAAUGUCUCCGCCUUCAUGCGCGCCGAUCGCCAGUCUGGACGGUCUGGAGGACCUGCAGAUCUCACGCGGAGAGAGCACGGCCACAGAUAUGGACGCGUCUCCCACCUCCCAGGAGCCGGCGGGAGGCGGCGCCGGCGGCGGCCUGACCGUACCGCGGCUCUCGGCACAGCUCAGUCGACAGAGCUCCAGCGUCGGAUCGUCACAGAACGUCCGGUACCGACCGCUAGGGAAGAGCGGUCUCAGAGUACCCAGUAUAGGGUUAGGGACCUGGGUGACACUGAGUCCCCAGGUGUCAGAUGACACCGCUGAGGAGGUGAUCACCUGUGCCUACGAGAACGGUAUCAAUCUGUUCGACACCGCCGAGUUCUACUCUGGAGAUCAGGCAGAGCUGCGGCUGGGCCGCAUCCUAAAGAAACAGGGCUGGCGGAGGACCGGGUUCAUAGUCAUCACAAAGGUCUACUGGUCCAACCGGGGAGAAGACAGAGGACUCUCUCGGAAAAGGAUAAUAGAGUCGCUAAAGGCUUCACUAGAACGUCUACAACUGGAGUAUGUUGACAUCUUCAUCAUUCAGAAGAUGGAUCCCAAGUGUCCUAUGGAAGAGGUGGUGCGUGCCUGUACCUACUGCAUCAACCAGGGCUGGGCCAUGUACUGGGGAACGGCCAAGUGGACUCCCGCUGAGAUAUUCGAGGCGUACACCAACUGCCGUCAGUUCAACUGCAUCCUGCCUAUCGUCGAGCAGACGGAGUAUCACAUGUUCUGCCGGGAGAAGACAGAGCUCUACAUGCCAGAGACGUUCAACAAGAUAGGUGUGGGCUGCAUGUCAUGGAGUCCUCUGUCUAUCGGACUCGUGUCGGGGAAGAUGGAGGAUGGUCUGCCGCUGUUCACCCGGCCAUCAUUCAAGAGAAAAUACGCCAGCUGGGACGGAAGCGACAACAACAAGCAGAACAACAACGCCAAAAGGGAGGAGAUGUCGCCGUGGAACGCCGACAGGCUGAACGCCGAGGACGGCAAGCGGACGGCGGCGCGACUCCGCGAGAUUUCCCUGCUGGCAGAGAAGCUGGGCUGCUCGGUCACCCAGCUGGCCGUGGCCUGGUCGCUGAAAAAUGACACUGUCGGCUGCGUGUUGGUGGGCGCCGUCAACUGCCAGCAGGUCGUCGAUCAUAUUCAGGCACUGGCGAUCACCGCACGGCUGACGCCAGCGAUCAGCACAGAGCUGGAGCAGAUCCUGGCCAACCGUCCGGUCCGGUUCCUGCCCGCAUCACCGAUCCCCAAGGGCCCCGAGUCGCCGCGGUGAGCGGCCGGUCCCGCCCUCACAGCUGGUCUCCCGGCUGACCUCUACCGUGCUGGCCGACAUGGAGACUGCUCUGGAGAACCGACCCCGCCGGCCUCCGGUGGUCUCCACGCUCGAGCAGAGAUGACAGCUGGCCGAGCUGGCCGGCCGCGCCGCCGGCGACGACCAGCUCGAGACAGAGUCGACCGACCAGCAGCGCCGCUUCUGCGUCAUCCAGUGAGCGCUGCGGCGAGGAGGAUGGCGCGGGAAAGGGAGAGGCGGAGAGGGGAGGUGGAGACGGCGGAGAGGGGAAGGGGAGAAGACGGCGCCGCAUUCGUGUCUAUUCAUGAGGACUGCGGACUGCGGUGGAGGGAGAGUGGAACGGUGGAUUUGGAUGUGGCAGUGGCGACGGUGGCAGUCUCCCAGACUCUGGCUCGAUUUUUGAAGAGCGGGUUUGUGAGUGGUGGGAAAAGGUAUGAUCGGGAACGGGUGUAGAUCGUUGGAUGAGGUCGUUGAUAUUGUUAAAACGACUAGAGCUGGAUAUUUACGAUGAUCAGAGAUGUUAGCCGGUUAUUGGUAAGAUUGGUAUGAGGGAUGCGUUAUUCGUAGGCCUGAGCUCAAUCAUACGCUAGAGGUGUUUGGCAUGUUUAACAUGAACUGAAAGGGGACUGGUGAUGAACGAUAUCCGCCAAAUAUUUCGGCGAGUUAUUAUAUCAGCGUGGUUUAUUUGCUCGUGCAUUUGCAUUCACGCCAGUGUUUGGCGUACAUUUCGCGCCCGAAGCUGUAUGACACCGCUCCUCCGCACUCGCUAGCAUAAGGCAUGGCCGGGCGACCUGUGUCAUCUUCCUCAUCUGAGAUUGUUAGAGGACGAGGUUUGUAUGGUGAUGGACAUUCAUAUUGGGCGCGAGACACUCAUAAAACGGACGCCGAUUACGGCAUAUGAGAGGAACUCAACAGUGACGCUACUGCUCGUGUUCUGUCACCUUUUGGCUCACCUUUGCUGGGUGGCUACAGUGGUGAGCGGCCAGAGCCAGUGACGUCACCGACUGCUCAAUGACGUCACGCCACCUGCUAUAUGAGGGUAAUUGAACGGUAGAGGGCGACUGGUUGCUGGGGAAGCCGUACCCUGGAUUGGUGACUGUAUUUGCGGGUGGUGUUAUGGGCCGCUGUUAUUAAAAUGUUAGGGGAAACUCCUCAUCUGAAGUGGUUACGUUAAAUGUUGGACUCAUUACCGUGAACAGAAUUAAUUUAUCUAUAUAUGUAUAGGCGUCAGGCCGAUGUGUCGAAUAACGGAUAAUGUAUGAUGAAUAUUUGCUUCCUGUCCUGGGCAGAAAGUAUUAAAUUUGUGUACUUCUAUCGGUGAUUUGUGAAUGUUUUAACGGAUUCGAACGAAUGGUGUUGGUUUCGGUUCUGAGAGCCAGGCUCCUUGUCAUAUCGCCAUGAAAAAAUGAGCAGUUAAUGAACGCCAGAGCUGGAACUGGGUGGUCGCCUGCGUGCGCACGUUUUCCUUACGAUAUACGCUGUCUUCUCAUCCGCUUCCCACCUUCACUUCCCUGAGUGCCCGUGAUGACCGGGCAUGCGUUCACCGAAAGGCAUUUGCAAUUACCAUUUUUAACUCUUCUUGCUAGCAGCUGCUCAGUAAACACUUCUUCUUACAUCUAGUUUACACAUAACCACAAGUCGCCAUUAUUGUGCCGAUAUAUGCAUCAUUGACAGUGACGGUACAGAAAAUCCAAUUUGGCUACACUACGGUCUUUGCUGGGUGAAGCUCAACUGUGAUGAUGACAUAAUAUCAAACUGUAUAUUGCUAACCAGUAGAUACCAUGAGCUACCUCUCUCAUGAUAUCUAUGGCUGAGUCGAUGAAAGAUAUUGCGCUGUUGAGCGACGUCAAAGUGACCAUCGCUGCAAUGAAUAUGUUGUGUUUAUGUUUGGCGAUGUAUUACUCGAUUCAGCAUAGUGUAGCAUUCACUGAACAUUUUCUUUGAUUCAGAAAGUGUCUUCGCUUGUUCAAUAAAUACUUGAAUACCA